Messenger RNA from Prionailurus viverrinus (fishing cat), 1164 nucleotides. It is a transcript of the gene SSTR4, whose product is annotated as somatostatin receptor 4. The transcript has a single exon. NCBI's taxonomy places the organism in Eukaryota, Metazoa, Chordata, Mammalia, Carnivora, Felidae. Gene Ontology annotation, biological process: neuropeptide signaling pathway; cellular response to glucocorticoid stimulus. Gene Ontology annotation, molecular function: somatostatin receptor activity; neuropeptide binding. Gene Ontology annotation, cellular component: membrane; neuron projection. Bases 1 to 1164 code for a protein of 387 amino acids. The record is from RefSeq and is a predicted model, not a curated record.
AUGAGCGCCCCCCCGACGCUGCCCCCAGAGGGCGAGGAAGAGCUCCAGACAACCUGGUCCCCUGCGGUCAACGCCAGCUGCGCCCCUGCUGAGGAGGAGGCAGCGGCGGGGACCGGGGAUGCAGGGGCACCGGGCAUGGUCGCCAUCCAAUGCAUCUACGCGCUGGUGUGCUUGGUGGGCCUGGUGGGCAACGCCCUGGUCAUCUUCGUGAUCCUCCGCUACGCCAAGAUGAAGACGGCCACCAACAUCUACCUGCUCAACCUGGCCAUCGCGGACGAGCUCUUCAUGCUGAGCGUGCCCUUCGUGGCCUCGUCGGCCGCCCUGCGCCACUGGCCCUUCGGGUCUGUGCUGUGCCGCGCGGUGCUCAGUGUGGACGGCCUCAACAUGUUCACCAGCGUCUUCUGUCUGACGGUGCUCAGCGUGGACCGCUACGUUGCCGUGGUGCACCCUCUGCGCGCCGCCACCUACCGGAGGCCCAGCGUGGCCAAGCUCAUCAACUUGGGCGUGUGGCUGGCAUCCUUGCUGGUCACCCUGCCCAUCGCCAUCUUCGCUGACACCAAACCGGCUCGGGGCGGCCAAGCUGUGGCCUGCAACCUGCAUUGGCCUCACCCGGCCUGGUCGGCGGUCUUUGUGAUCUAUACUUUCCUGCUGGGCUUCCUGCUGCCCGUUCUGGCCAUUGGCCUGUGCUACCUGCUCAUCGUGGGCAAGAUGCGGGCGGUGGCACUGCGGGCCGGCUGGCAGCAGCGCAGGCGCUCAGAAAAGAAGAUCACGCGGCUGGUGCUGAUGGUGGUAGCAGUCUUUGUGCUCUGCUGGAUGCCUUUCUAUGUGGUGCAGCUGCUAAACCUGUUUGUGACCAGCCUCGAUGCCACAGUCAACCAUGUGUCCCUCAUCCUCAGCUACGCCAACAGCUGUGCCAACCCUAUCCUCUAUGGCUUCCUCUCAGACAACUUCCGCCGUUCCUUCCAGCGGGUUCUCUGCCUGCGCUGCUGCCUCUUGGAUGUCACAGGUGGUGCUGAGGAUGAGCCCCUGGACUACUAUGCCACUGCUGUCAAGAGUAGAGGUGGGGCAGGAUGGAUAUGCCCCCCACUCCCCUGUCAGCAGGAGCCCUUACGACCAGAACCCAGCCGCAAGCCGGUCCCUCUCACCAGGACCACCACCUUCUGA